Molecule: messenger RNA, 819 nt
Organism: Triticum aestivum (bread wheat)
Lineage: Eukaryota; Viridiplantae; Streptophyta; Magnoliopsida; Poales; Poaceae
Product: 14 kDa proline-rich protein DC2.15-like
Exons: 1
Coding region: 99-494 (131 amino acids)
Source: RefSeq, a predicted model, not a curated record
CAAGCACCACCCUUAGGGCAUCACAAGCACUUAGCAGUCCAGAGCUCCAGAUCAGCUAUUUGAUCAUUUGAUCUGUGCUUAGUGAUCACUCGGCAGCAAUGGCAGGCAAGGCAUCAAUCGCGUUGUUCCUCGCCGUGAACUUGGUCGUGUUCUCCCUGGCAAGCGCGUGCGGGGGAAACUGCCCGACCCCGUCCACGCCCACUCCAUCGACGCCCACCCCGACCCCGGCCCCGCUCGGCAGGUGCCCACGCGACGCGCUGAAGGUGGGCGCGUGUGUCAACGCGCUGAACCUGAUCAAGGUCCAGGUGGGCAGGCCGACCGCGUUGCCGUGCUGCCCGCUGCUGGAUGGGCUCGUCGACCUCGAGGCGGCCCUGUGCCUCUGCACGGUGAUCAAGGCCAAUGUCCUCAACAUCGUCCAGCUCAACCUCCCCAUCAACCUCAGCGUCAUCCUCAACCACUGCGGCAAGAAAGUGCCCACCGGAUUCAUGUGCUAAGCGAUCAGCAAGGUGUGUCAUGCUGCCCACGCAUGCGUUGGCUGCAUGCGGCCAUUCGGAUUAGUGGUGCGAGAGGGGCAAUAUUCUGCUUGAUCAGUCCGGUUACGCUGUUUGUUUGGUUUUGCUAGUUGACGUACGUGCUAGCCACAAGUCUGCAUAUGCAUGCAUGCUACGGAGAGUACGUAUGUAGACGGUUUAGUCAUUUUUAUUGUUGUUGUUAUUAAUCUCUUUCUUUCAUUCUUUCUUUCUUGGCGAGUUCUUUCAUGGCUUAUGACUUGUGUUCGUUUUGUACUAUCUGCAUGAUGAAUAAAGUUUAUUUCUACUA